Molecule: messenger RNA, 1008 nt
Organism: Penicillium longicatenatum
Lineage: Eukaryota; Fungi; Ascomycota; Eurotiomycetes; Eurotiales; Aspergillaceae
Exons: 6
Coding region: 1-1008 (335 amino acids)
Source: RefSeq, a predicted model, not a curated record
AUGUUGACAAGAUCCUUCGGUGCAGAUGACUGGGUUAUUUACAUCGCAUUGAUCUUGUACUGGGCGGAGACGUUUACGUCGUACAAAGUGAUCAUAUAUAUGUAUAUUGGAUACAACGUCAGCGACGUUCCUAAGGACUAUCCUGCGAUCCUCGGUAACAAAUACGGCUAUGCGACUGAGCUCAUCUACAACCCAAUUCUGGCUCUUGUCAAAACGUCUAUCCUCCUCUUCCUGUUACGUCUGACCGGCCAGAAAAAGUCAGUACGUUACUCCAUCUGGGGACUACUAGUCUUUAAUGGAGUCGCCGCUUUGGCUACAUUCCUCAUCACUGUCUUUCAUUGUGUGCCCGUCGCCUAUAACUGGAAUGCAGCCGCGUAUCCUAACGGGAAAUGUAUGAACUUUGCCGACUUCGUCACCGGCACGGCCUCCGUCUCUAUCUUCACCGACGUUCUUGCCUUGAUACUACCUACCUGGAUCGUUUAUGAGCUUCAGAUGCAAUGGAACCAGAAGCUUAUGCUGAUCGGUAUUCUCUCAUUUGGUCUCUUAACCGUUGCCGCGGGCAUUAUUCGCGUCGUUCUCCUUGAUAACUACGAUCGUCAUAUGCCAAAGAAUUACACUCAUUCGGUCUUAUUCUGCGUAUCCACCAUUGAAGUCGGCUUAUCCUUUGUCGCUGCCUGUGCUCCCUCAUUCAAACCCCUGGUUGCGCGGCUUCUGCCAAAGCUAUUGGGCGGCUCGUCCCGAAGCGGCCGAUACCACAACGGCUCCACUGGCCGCAGCGGUCGGGCUCGAAGUUACAAUCUCGAGAAUUUUACCCGACGAACGAACGACCAGAGCCUGACCGUCGUCGAGGCAGGGGAGAAUGAGCGAAGUUACAGACCUGCCGAGCCAAGUCCCAAAAAUAUGAUCACCAUGACCACGCAAAUGGAGGUUACUUGGGAACGCCCGCCCACUGGUCAGGGGCAGCAUACCAGCACCAGCAGUACAGAAAGUCUUGUUCAUGCGAAGUAG